AACAGGUGUAGGGUCUUUUAAAGAUAGUGUCAGGAAGUGCCUUUUAAUACCAGGAAGUUGUAAACAAAGCUGACAGCUAUUUAGUUAGCUGUUAACCGCACACAUAUAGAUGCUCUGUAAAACGGGCUAGUUAUUAAUCGAUGUCGUGUAUUUUACAUUAAUAUAGCCCGCCAGGUUUCAUGUAGACAUUACAUCGCGGAUUAUCGGAGUGUCUGUUCCACGAGCUAACCUUAACUACCUUCCGUUUUACCGCUAGGAGAAAGCUAACGUUUGCACAAGGACGUUAGAGCUGUUGCUUGUAAAGUUAACUUAAAUCCAUAGUAAUUUAACCGAACUGAACGGAUAGAGCGCAACAUAAAUAUCUGUUUAUUGUUUUGAGGUUCAUUUCCUGCCUGUGGGCAGAAAAACCGAGAGAGUUCGUCCAUUUGAGCUACACCGACAUGUCUACAUCCAACGCCAAUUUUAAGAACAAGUGCGUUACCCAGGUGAACUGCAUCUUUUGCGAGAGUCUGCUAUGCACGAGAGGCAUGAAAGCAGUGCUGCUUGCAGACACCGAAGUUGAGCUGUUUUCGACUGAUAUACCUCCAAAUAGAACUGUUGACUUUGUGGCCAGCUGCUACUCUACUGAAAGCUGCAAAUGCAAACUGAGAGACAUCGCAUGUUUGAAGUGCGGCAAUGUUGUGGGUUAUCACGUGGUAGCCCCCUGUAAACCCUGCUUGCUCUCCUGUAACAACGGCCAUUUCUGGAUGUUCAAUAGUGACGCUGUAUCUACUCUCAAUAGACUUGAUGCGACAGGUCUGAAUCUGCUCCUCUGGGGAGAUCUUCCUGAACUGGAUGACAGCGAUAAUGAAGAAUCAGAAAGCCCAUCAGAGGAGGAGUGUAUUAGGUAGAGAGGGAAACGGACAGUGUAAGAGCACCUGGAGGCUGAUUUUCAAGUGGUGGAGCUAAAAAAAAAGUAUACAAACCAUGGUGGGAUGUGACAGAAAAGAGAAGCAUUGAAGAGUAAUUUAGCACUGCAACUCAUAAGACAGAUAAGCUUUGUUUUACUCCUUUGGGUGGGCUGAAACGUGGCUAGAGGAAACUGCACGUCUGGCUAUACCCCAACAGUGACAUCACAGCAGGUGUUUUACCUUUAACAAAUGAUGCACAACACCUGCUGUGACAUCGGUGAUGGGGUGUGGCCAUGAACCAGAUAUGCCCCAAAGUUUUUGUUUUGCAGUCAAGUGUUGAAUUACCCUUUAAUUUGUGGUCAAGCCUUUGCCCCCUUACUGCUCACUGUUAAAGCACAGACACACACACAUUCACAAAUACUUUUUUCACUCCUUUUCGCUCUUCUGUGAAUUUCCAUGGACUAAUAUACAACAUGUAGCUUGAACUAACUGAGAAUGACAACUAGGUUGUUUAAUCUAGUGCAGUUUGCUUUCCUGAGCUUAUAUUUUUGAUCAGCCUCAUGACAACUGAGGGUGUAAUAUGAUGAGUCAGUGGAACUGACUUGUGAAAGCUAUGCUUGUUUAUGUUAAAUCAGAUUUUUUUUCUUUGAGGAGAUGAACACAGUAUGCCAUCUUUUGUUAAUGGCAGUUACUGUAUAAUCUAUACAUAGAAAAUAAGAAAAACUCCUGUCAUCUAUUAUGUCUUAAAGGCUUAUAAUCUCGCUGUGUGGCUGGGUGAUGAAUGAAACCUUGAGUGCAUUUUAAAUCUCAUUAGAGAAAUGGCACAAUUAUUGAAUGACGUACAAGAACCUCGCUUUUUAAAAAGCAUAUUUAAGGUACCUUACAAUUUUGGCAUUCUAUCAGUGCUAAAUGUUGAUGCUAAUACACUGUUUGUUACACUUCUAAUUGCAGCAUUACUCCCACCAGAAUCAGACCAUAGCAGUUUCUCAUACUAACAUACUAAUAUAGGAAAGGGAUUUUGCUUUUGCACAAGACUAAAAAAAACCUCUGAGUUGUAAGAGGAGUUAUCGUCCAGACGUGAUAACAUUUUUAUUUUUAUUUUUUAAGGGAAAAUACAAAAAUCCCCAGAGUGAUAUAGGAUAGCUAGAAUCGGAGCUAACAGAGGCCAACUUUUGUCACAACCUUUCAAUCUUUCCAUGAGGAUUAUUAAGAUAAAUAAUGAAAACAUGGCCUUAAAUAGAUGUCAUGGUCUAUGCGGUUUUUCUGUUGCACCACUGUUCUAUGUAGCAGCAUACCUGUAGCACAUGAGAAGAAAAAGAUAACCCCAAAGAAUUGUGGAACAUAUCAGUAUUUAGCUUAUAGGCUGACUUAAAAGGAUAGUUCUUGAAUUUGUCGUCACCUUAUAGAAUAACAUUUCAUACUUU
Messenger RNA from Melanotaenia boesemani (Boeseman's rainbowfish), 2314 nucleotides. It is a transcript of the gene fam72a, whose product is annotated as family with sequence similarity 72 member A. The record is from RefSeq and is a predicted model, not a curated record. NCBI's taxonomy places the organism in Eukaryota, Metazoa, Chordata, Actinopteri, Atheriniformes, Melanotaeniidae. Gene Ontology annotation, cellular component: cytosol. The transcript has 4 exons. The coding region runs from base 441 to 890 and encodes 149 amino acids.